Biomphalaria glabrata is the source of this 4694-nucleotide messenger RNA. Its product is annotated as zinc finger protein 431-like. The transcript has a single exon. The record is from RefSeq and is a predicted model, not a curated record. Gene Ontology annotation, biological process: regulation of transcription by RNA polymerase II. Gene Ontology annotation, molecular function: DNA-binding transcription activator activity, RNA polymerase II-specific; RNA polymerase II cis-regulatory region sequence-specific DNA binding. Lineage: Eukaryota; Metazoa; Mollusca; Gastropoda; Planorbidae. Gene Ontology annotation, cellular component: nucleus. The coding region runs from base 415 to 2550 and encodes 711 amino acids.
GCCUUCUCAGUGUGAGUCUUUUUACAAGAAUGUCUGUUAUAUUGUGGUAAAAACAAUAAGUUGAAGUUUUUGAUAUUGGUUUAUCAUUUUAAAUUCUCUCAUUUAAUUUUAGUAUGUAUAGCUCCCACAGAGUAUUUUUAUUUCAUCAUGAAGGUUUGUUGCAGCUACAUAGUUACAAACACUUUGAUCUGUUGAUUUCCCCCCUACCACUAGACUCUAGAUCUGUUUAGAGAAGAAAAAAAAUGCCAGCCAACAUGCUUCAAGUGCUCCUGUUAUAUUUUCAGAUGAUUGCAUCAUUGAUGGAAGACCUGCCAGAUGGCAAAUCUCUUACUGGAUUUAUAUAAAUGUGUCUACUGGAUGAAUUUUACAAACAGUACCACUGGUGCUCAAAGUCACACUAUGUACCACUAAGACAUGGAAAAUUGUCAAAGAAAUCACUUAUUUGAAGCAAGCUCAGUCAGCGGAGUAUUUGUCUACUCCAUAGACCAAGAGGAGCCAGUAUAUCUUAAGUUCACUCAUACCAUCAGGAUCAAAAUUCUCUUCGACACUUUGGAUAGGGCUUGUGGUAAAGCUUUUGAUGUGGUCACAGCUGUGCUGCACCCCCCGACUCAGUGUGCUGAGCAGCCCUGUGAAAGCUUGUCAGUUACAGACAACACAAGCCAGUAUGGAGAUGAGGCUGUAGAACAAAGUAUGAAUAGUGAGCCAUUCCACUCAGAACCAAGUCAUCAAGUGGCCAAUCAGAAUACUUCAAAUACUGGUCAGUGCAAAUUAAGUAUUGAUUCAGUGAGAAAAGCAGACAUCUAUGAUAAAAAUAAAAAAUCAAAGAAUUUCAAGCAUGAAUCAAAGCUUAUAACAGUAUCCCCUAGAGAAUUUCAACCCGAGAUCAGUCAUCCUAAGCAAUGUCAGUCCACAGAAGACUCUCCAGAAACAUUUCAACUAAAACUGAGAAGCUCUUCUAGUAAAGUUCAUGGAGUUCAAAGGAUCAAGAAAAAACUUAUCAAACGAAAAACUCAGAAAAAUAAAUUGGAUGGUUUUCCUGGAGUUAAGAGAAAAAAAAGGUCUAAUGAAAAUAAAACUGUUAAAGAAAAAUCUAAGCCAGCACAGGAGGAGACCAAAAAACUGCAGAAAGAAAAGCAAAUACAGUGUGAAUUCUGUGGAGUAGUUUUCAGCAACCAGCUGCAAUAUUAUAAUCAUAGAAGGGCAGAAGAGUCUAAGCACACAUGUAUUGUAUGUGGGAAGGUGGAGCCCUAUGAAGCACACCUGAUAGUUCACAUGCAGAAGCACAGACGAACUAAAGCUGAUGUUUCUAACCUUGGGCAGUCUUCUUCAGAAAAUGCAUUGCCAAAAGAGCUUAAGAUCCAACCCAGCAGUGGAAAAAGUAAAAAGAACAAAAAGGUGAAAAUGAAGUGCAAUCUGUGUGGCUUGGUCCUGUCAUCCAAGGACAGUUUGAAAAUUCACACCAUGCUCCAUACUGGGGAGUGUGCCUACAAAUGUUGUGUUUGUGGGGAAAUGUUUUCAUCCUUAUCUUCCCGCCAGCACCAUAUGGACACUCACGUCUCUGUCCAGAGGUUCAAAUGCAACCCAUGUGGCCAGAGAUUUGCUUCCAGGGCUGAGCUGGCCAAACACCAGCUUACCCAUGAGAUAAAGUGUGCCUUGUGCGGUCAAGUGUUCCCAAACAAAACCAGCAGGACCUGCCAUUUCAGGGUGUGUCACCCCCAGGACAUCCUCAAAUGUUCUUUGUGUUCCAACUUGUUUGCCACUGAAGAAGACCUAAGCAGACAUAUGAUUUACCACAAGAAGGGCAAGAAAGAACAAUGCCCAGAGUGUGGAGUUGUUGUAUCUAAAUUGAAAGAUCACAUGUUACUGCACAGUCAGCAACCCCAGGAGAAAAUGUUUGUAUGUGACCAGUGUCCCAUGAGCUAUCUCAGGAAGUCAAACUUAGAAAGACACUUGCGUACUCAUACGGGGGAGAAACCCUAUGCCUGCAAUGAGUGUACCAAGUGCUUUCGAAGCAAUGGGAUGCUGAGGAAGCACCUCCUCACACACACCCAGGAGAAACCAUACCAGUGUGAGGUUUGUGGCAAACGCUGUGCCAUUCGGUCCAAUCUGAACAUUCACAUGCGUGUACAUAACAAUGAUAGGAACUACCCAUGCUCCCUUUGUCCACAAGCCUUCAGCUACAAAAACUCUCUUCAUGGUCAUAUAAAGAGCAAGCAUUCAAGGGAGACAGAUGGCCAGACUCACUCUGUCAAGCUGACUUCAUGCCACCAUCCUAGUCAGCAGGCAGCACAGCAUUUAAUGACAGAAAUGGACCCCUCCAUCCAAGAUAUCCCACUAGGUUUGCAACCCAGCAUGAGCCCAGAGCUCCUGCUCAAGUCAGACAGCAGCAUGAUCCCCCAGCAGAAUGAAUUUAUUGACAUACACCCCCACAUGAGUUACACAUCUAACAUUCACAGCCUAUCUACCACCACCACCACCACCACCUUACUCUUAGACACUGACAGGAUUCCUCUAAUCAUGCAGGCUCAGAAUUCAAGUCACCAGUACUAAUGUCAUUUAUGUCUUACCUUCUUCAAUACCGGGUAUUACAUUUUUUUAUUUUUUUUUAACUAGUAAGUGCUUUUUCUAGUAGUAGCAGUAAAUGGGGUAUAUCCAGUGAUUGUAAAGUGUAGCUGUUAAGUACACAAACUGUUAACAUAUAUUGCUUGCUGUUUAGCUAGUGGUAACCUGUUUAACUGGUAUACACAGUACUAUACUUACAUAUGGUUUAUUCUGAUGACCAGUUUUUUUUAUGCUUUUUUUUUUUUUUUUUUGGUACAGGACCUUCACAUCAGCAUUAAUCAAAUUUUAGUUUUUCUCAUAGGAUCGCAAUGAAAUUUGUAACUGUAUUUAAAUGUAUACGAUAAUGAAUGUAUUGCUCUUAAAAUAUAAAUGAAAAAGAUAUUGUUUGGUAGAUAGAAAUGUGAAUACUGCUAAAAAGUCCUUUUUUUUUUAAAUUUUUUUUUUAUAUAUAUUCAAAUACAAAUAAAAGUCUAAUGAUCUGUUUUACAUUUUAUUUUUUUUUAUUUUACAGUUUGUUUCUUAAUCAUUUCACCCUUAGUUCAUUCUUUCUGUAGUUUAUUGGAGAUAGAAGUGGUAGCUAAGGCAUAGGACACAUUGCAGCCAGAUGGAAAUAAUGAGAGCUCAAAAUGAAAUGGUGAAAAGUUUUGAUUUUAAAUGACAUUUUUUGAAAAGAUGUUUAAUUCUAAAGACUAUUUAACUCUAACAUUCUCAUCUCUGCAUUGUAGUACUACAUUUUGUUAGUAAACUGUAUUACAAAUUUGGCAGUUCCCACUGAAUUGAUAAUUCUAUUUAAAACCUAGGUAGAAUAAAUGUUUCUAGAGCUAGUUUAUAAAUAUAUCUUAUUUAUCUACUGUACAUGUCCAUAGGUUGCUAAUUUACUUAUAAUUUGUUGUUUUUUUUUUAAUGCAUGGAUAUAUUAUAAUUUAUAUCAGACAUCUGUUGUCAUUAGACUAUGUUAUUAAAACUGAAGAAUUAAUUACAUGAUUUAAUAUCAUUAUGAUGUAUUUUUGUUUGUGUAAUGUCAGAUAAAUUUUUACUACUGGCAUAAAUUUAAAAUAGUUCAUGAUAAUGAUCAUAUUAUCAUUCUUUCCCUUUUCUUUAAAUCUAGUUACCCAAUACGGGUACAGGAAUUUUUUUUAAAUGUUGAUUGAAGAAAUUAGCUCCUGUAGAUUAAUAACAGUGGCAUAGCUAGGGAGGGGGGGUCCAAAUUUGAAAAUCCUUCCAGACCCCCCACUUGAGGAAGGCCCCCAAAUGAGUGUAAAAGAAAAUGUUUUUACAUUAAAUAUUACAACUAUUACGUCAUUAUCUCAUGUCAUGAUGUUUGGUCCUCUAGCAUGGCCACUGAUUAAUAAUACACUAUUUAAUUGAACUACUGCUAUUUGUAGGUUAUGUUUGAUUUUACUACUCUGGUCUUGAUUAGCUAUUUUUCUUGUUAGUUUUUUGUUUUCCUCAAAUGAUGUUCUUUUCACUUGUUUGACAUGUCUAUAUCUUUAAUAUCACUGCUUUGUUUACUCUUGUAGAUAAUUGUUUCAGUUGAUAUCAACAUGUGUUUUACUUUACAUGUACAUAUUUUUAAUACAAUACCACUCCAUUGUUUAAUUUAAGAGACAAUUGUUUCAGUUGAUAUCAGCACAUGAAAUCAUUGGUCUCAAUGAGACCUGUACAUGGUGUGAUGUCUGUGCCCAAAAAAAACUUGGCGAGUAAUAUUGCAAUAGGCCCAAACUGCCCAUGCCAUUUCAUAGUGAAUAUUGGAUUUUACAUCUUUGCAUCUUACAUCCAUCUUUGAACUCCUUAGCAAUUAGAUAGUGCUUCAAUUGAUCAUCAACUUGAGAAGGGGAGCAUUUACUGCCAGUUUGUAAAUCGGGAUCCAAUUAUGAUUCAAGUUUUAUGCAAAUUAUUCCAUGUUUUAUCUUUUAAACGAUGAUUAUUAUGCACCACUAUGUGUUGAAUUGUAUCUCACUCAAAGUAAAGACCACUUAGCUAUUAACUAGGUAGACAAUAAAUUUAAGCCAUAUUUAGUAUCGCUACAGUUAAGUAACUAGACUUGUUUAGUACUAUUACUUUUCUUAAAUAAGUUUGUUUCCUUUAAGUCAGUUUUGUUAAGGCUAAAUAAAGUUACAUUUGACAUAAUA